UAAAGACGCUAGAUGGCGGGUUGGUACUUCAUUGAUACUGCUCAAGCUCACGAAUGACAAGGCAUGGAAGUGAUUGGGGAUUUUUAUGCGUAUCAGACAUCUAUAUAGCUGGUUAAAAUAUCGAUUGGCGGUUAGUUUAACACGAUGUCUCAGUAUGUGGCACCGAUUCUUGUGUUAAAUCUCGGCUCAGAAAUGAUAUUCGUGAUUGCUCAACGACUGCAAGCUCAAAAUAUACCUCAUGAACGGGCCACACUAGUUUUGGAAGAAAUCAUAUCUGUUUUGAUAUCAAAACCGCUCAUAGUAGACCUGAUGAAACCUCAGACAACUCACGACCACAACAGCGUGCGUGCGAUAAUAGAGGACGUCACGCAAUCAUCAGCGAUGAGACUGGACCCCAUAAGUAUGGGGAAGCUAUGGGAUCUCAUAACCAUGGUGUUUAAAUGGCAAGUGUCCAUGUCUGACAAUUUAAUAGGAAUCACUUUAAGACAUCUCUAUGAAAUAGAGAGCUACAUCAUCAAUCCAGAUACUCAUCAGCAACUGCUCAGGGUCCAAAAUUUGGUUGAAAACUUCAAUAAGAUUUUGGAUCAAAAGGAAAAAACUGCCCUGCAUGAAGAUGUACUUUUUUGGCUCAAGAAUUAUAAUGUUAGGGUUUCUCUCCUGCUGAGAAUGGGGUUGCAGAAUAUGGACGGGAAUUUUGUAGUUAACAAUCUAGAUCCUAUUGCUGAAGAAAUGCUUAGGAAUUUGGGUGAAAACAUAUACCAGGUAACUCAAAACGGCAGGAUUCUGGAAAACAAAGUAAAACACACAUCUACCUCAGAUUUGCAAGAACCAAAACCGGUAGACGAAUUACAACACUUUGUAAAUGAAAUGCUGGGCCAACGUAAACUGCUUGAAAAUGCUGAAGACAACCGCUUCAAGUUGAGCAUAAGCGACGAAAACGCAAACCGUGCUAAGGAAAGAAAAGUGGCCUUCGACACCAUAGACGUUAGUGUCGAUGAUACUAAAUUGCAAAGUUUGAUGAAUGACAUGAUAUUAAGGGAUGAAGAAGAAGUCAGCUUUAAGCAUGACCUUUUGGAUAUGAUUGGUGGCAAUGAUGAUAAUAAAUAAAUACAAUAGUAGGAAACACAAUAAUUUAAUGACUCGAGCGUUUUGAAUUUGAAGUUGUGCAUGAAUCAAACUCGAAGCACUCUUUGUAUUAACAGUUUACUAACAACUACAAAUUUUCGCAACUUGAAACUAGAAAAUGAAGCCUAUGCCUUAAACUCAAAACGAGACAGACUGAGGUCGAUCGUAUUUUA
Molecule: messenger RNA, 1298 nt
Organism: Anoplophora glabripennis (Asian longhorned beetle)
Lineage: Eukaryota; Metazoa; Arthropoda; Insecta; Coleoptera; Cerambycidae
Product: protein OSCP1
Exons: 3
Coding region: 145-1107 (320 amino acids)
Biological process (GO): transport
Cellular component (GO): cytoplasm; plasma membrane
Source: RefSeq, a predicted model, not a curated record